AUGGCCGUCGCCGUGGUAUUUGGUGCUUCUGGUAUCUCUGGAUGGGGCAUUACGAAAGCCUUGUUAGACGCAAAAACACAGAACGCGUUCAGCAAAAUUAUCGCACUUACCAACAGAUCACUCUCUCUCGCAGAAUCUGGCUUACCGGACGAUGAUCGACUCCAAUUGCAUUCAGGGAUUGAUCUGCAAGCAAACGUAGACGAUGUAAUCGCAAAGCUACGGGAACGCAUUCCUAGCAUCGGAAAUGUCACGCACGUCUUUUACACUGCAUUCAGUACAUCACACACUGAUAACCAAUUGAUGAUGAAGGCCUCGAAUACCAAGAUGCUUAGGACCAUGGUCGAAGCUAUGGAAACUGUGGCACCUUCAUUAUCAUUUAUUGCCGUACAGACUGGUUCGAACCAUUAUGGCAUUUUGUUCGCCGAAGUUCUUGGAGAACGAUUUGGUCCAGUACCUCUGAAGGAAGAUCUACCGCGUCUACCUUCACCACUCCGGGACUCGCUCAUGUUCUACGCCAUGGCAGAUGAAAUGGAUGAACUUUCCCGAGGCAAGAGCUGGAAGUGGUGUGACAUUAGGCCUGACAUGAUCGUUGGAUAUCUGCCUAGGCCGAACUCCCAUAGCAUUGCCGAGUCUAUUGGAUACUAUCUAGCAUUCCAUGCAUAUCUCACGCCUGGAGAGGAGGUGCCCUUUCCUGGUUCGGAAGCAGCUUGGAACGCCAAGUUCAGCCUGACUGGCCAGGGUGUUCUUGGAAACUUCAAUGUUCACCUUGCUUGCAAGAACAGUAUUGAGAACGGAGAAGCAUUCAACAUAGCCAACAAGCCCUUCACUACCUGGGCUUCCCUUUGGCCGCUACUUGCGGGUUAUUGGGGACUUAAGGGAACAGCGCCUGUUGGCCAUCACGGAAUCCCAGAUGCCGCUUCAUGGGUCCUCGAUAACAUGGAUCGUGUCAAGGGCUGGGAAGAGAAAUACUCAAUGAAGCCUGGCAGACUCUUCAAGAUUCCAUGGAGGUAUUUCCAUUGGGCACUUAACAUGCCAUUUGACCGCUAUUUAGACCUUACAAGAUGCGAGCAAACUGGCUUUCAACAGCACGAGGAGCACAAAGAAAGCUUUGAAACUGCAUGGAAAUGCAUGCAAGAGGCAAAGUUGCUCCCGAUCGUCGAUAAGUCGUCUACACCCCCUUGA
Messenger RNA from Plenodomus lingam JN3, 1182 nucleotides. RefSeq lists its product as uncharacterized. NCBI's taxonomy places the organism in Eukaryota, Fungi, Ascomycota, Dothideomycetes, Pleosporales, Leptosphaeriaceae. The record is from RefSeq and is a predicted model, not a curated record.